CUCUCGAAGAAUUGGCGCACUCGCUUCGCUUCACCUUGUGCACGCGUAACGAAUCGAUCUACGCGCCUGUACCGCUCGUGCUGUGUCAUACACCAUGAAGAGUUUCGUCAACAACAAAGCAGACAACACUGCGAGGCCGCAGUCAGCCAACAGCAACAGGCGUUUAGCUGCAGCACAAGCGAAAGUGCAGGUUCCAAAAGCAAACCUGCACAACGAGCCUAUUCAGAUGUAUGCUGGUCCCCUUCGUGCUCUAGGCACGGGCCAGCCCAACCCCCCUCCUUCAACUUUGCAGAACAGCCACCGGCAACAGCUUGAUGAUCACCAGCACAGAAGGUACGACACAGAUGCCGGUAGCAGCAUUGAUACUACAAUUCACGAACACUCCACCUUCAACCAAGGCGAGGAUCAGCGGAUCCAGCAACGGCACUCUGUCCAGAGAAACGGCCAUGAUGGCGACGAGUAUUCUGAUGAAGACCAACAAAGCGCCAGUGAAGACGGUUCCGACGAGGACGGCGAAUCUGGAGGGGACGAUGAUCAGGAUGACUACCAUGAUCAAGAUCAGCACCAAGGCCAAGACCACGACGAAUUCAUCGAGGAGGCAAAGAAAGAAAUGAAGACUCAAGGCUUGUUUCAUGACGAGGGUAACUCAUAUCCGAGCACUACAUCCGGUCCUCCUGACGAACAAUGCGACCAGAGGGGCCUGAGACAGCAAGCACUGGUCGACCAUGGUGACUAUGAUCGCCCAGAGAACCCACACUUGCAGCCGCCAGCACAGGGCAUCACUACCCGAUACACUCUACCAACCUUUCAACAGGCGAGACCCCUAGCACCGGGCCCCUCGAACAUGCCGGCGCCUAGCGUAUAUCAAAAAGGUGCCGCGAUUAGAAAGUCAGCGCAGCAGGCGAGUGCGCCUCUCGAGGUGCUUAGAGGAGUUGCUCGCCAAACCAAUGCCGCCGCUCCCAAUAUAAUUCCGAGCAAUGGUCAGACCGUACCGCAGGCACUUCGUCAACCGAAGGGUGCACAUGAGCAGCAGAUCUCGGUACCAGCAGGCCCACACCCUCAACACGGAGCGCCGCUGCCAUCAGUCAAACCAUUCCCCCCGCCUACCACGCAAGCCAGUGUGGCGAAUCCCACUCCAAUCUUAGCUUUGCGCUCUGCUCCAACUCAGACGCAGUUGCUGCUGAAGGAAGAUCCUGCCGCCCCUUACCGGUCCAUCGAGGAAGACGCGCCCAAUGACACUGAGGGACCGAUCGGUGAUUAUGACACCCCAGGACUUUUCAACAUGGACUAUGAUGAACUGCGAGUCGAAGAUUUCGACUGUGAGCCACGUCGUACGGCUCGUGUCCUCUCUACUGAUAUGCUGAAUCGCGACCUGAACGAGCGCCUCCCGUAUGUCCAGGAGAAUCUCGCUCCCGCCGAUCAGCACCAAUUCUUCCGUUCCUUGCCCACGCGCGAGUGGGAAGACGCUGGCGACUGGUUUCUCGCACGGUUUGGUGAUAUCAUCAAACGCGCGAAAGAAGCUAGGCAGAACAAGAGGAAGCUGGCGCGGGCGUUUGAGGAUGAAGUGGAGAAGCGAUAUCGCAAGGUUGCGAAGAGGCAACAGAACGUCGAGGCUGCGCUUGGUCAAAUGAAGGAGAAGGGCCAGGGCCUCAUUCCCAAGAGUCCCAGGGCUUCUCGAGCCCCACCAUCCAAGACUCCGCGAUCUUCAAAGCGAUGAGCAUGAAAAGGAGAAUGUGGGAGCAAGUGUUCAUAUGACGCAUACGGAAAAGAUGCGUCGUUUAUUAUAUUCAGGGGAACUUGUCAUCGAAUUUCGAAGAACCCGCGUGCGAGAGGUAGUGCUUUCAGCAUAGACUGUCGACGCCAGCAGAUAGAUAUGGUAGCGAGGCGCGACGAUAAUGACUCAACCUGCUGUUCGAAAAUCGGCUUUGUAGAGGGUCGUGCUAGUUAAGUAUGUGUUCUUUUUCUCCAUCCCAAGGAU
Paraphaeosphaeria sporulosa is the source of this 1978-nucleotide messenger RNA. RefSeq lists its product as uncharacterized. The coding region runs from base 95 to 1717 and encodes 540 amino acids. Gene Ontology annotation, molecular function: RNA polymerase I core promoter sequence-specific DNA binding; TBP-class protein binding. NCBI's taxonomy places the organism in Eukaryota, Fungi, Ascomycota, Dothideomycetes, Pleosporales, Didymosphaeriaceae. Gene Ontology annotation, biological process: nucleolar large rRNA transcription by RNA polymerase I. The transcript has a single exon. The record is from RefSeq and is a predicted model, not a curated record. Gene Ontology annotation, cellular component: RNA polymerase I core factor complex.